AGCUGUCGCCACUUUCAUUCCGAGUUGUGCCCUGUAUCGCCUCAAUAGCAACAAGGCUCGCUCUGUGAUACUGCGUCGACUCGGCAAUUGCAUCACUGCCUCGACUUGCGUUGACUCGAAUCAUCGAUUAUCGAUUCUUGUCUCAGGCAACAGCAAAAAAAAAAACCCCCCAUACCGCAAAUCACUCCGCAGGCAUCUGAAAGGCACUUCGAGUCCCGCCUGUGAUUGGCCUUUGCCCCCAAGCAUACGCACCAGCCCUCUUUAUCCUUCCCCCUGUCGCCCCUCGCUGCUGCUGCCUCCUCGACUCCUCUCCCUCUCUUUCACGCACUCUUCUCUCUUGCACACCUCUCGCCGCCACCUGGUCGUUAUUUUGACCUCUACUCCUCCCUCAUCCCCCUCCUCCGCCGCCGUCGCGAACCCCCCGUCUCUCCAUCCUCAUCAUGUCGAGGCAACCCCGCAACCAAAGUCAAGCCGGGCCGACGGCCACAGCCCGACAAAACGAGUACUUCGUCCCCCGCGAUGGUAUUGACCGCGAGGUCAUCUCGGCCGACAUUUGCCGUUAUCUGGGCAACGAUGCCCUGGUAAGGCCUGGGCAUUACGAGAACCCACAGACUGGCCAAGUCGUUCAAGGAUACUAUAUUACAGCCUACAGGAACUUGACUACAGCGAUGAUUGAAGAUCUCAAGGCCGACUCUGCCCGAUGGGACAGUGAGAGGCGAGCGCAGACGUCGCGCCACACCUCUGGAGGUAUCCAUACCUCGAGAGACGCCAAUGGCUUUGCCGCGAGACUCUCAUCUAACUCACCUGUAGUACAAUAUCGCUACUCUGAGACGCAUCAGUCGCGCCAGAACCAAGGCCCUACCGAAUCGCCUUUCCAAGCGGACCCUUACCGUGACUCUGGAUAUGAGAACAGGUACCCGGGAACCGGAGCACCGGGCUACACUGGAGCAUCUGGCGCCUACCCUCCGCCGCAGCAACAGCAACAACAACAGUACGCCGGCACCAGUGGUGGCGCGUACGCUGGUGGCUACCAGCCAACCCAGCAGUCUCCCGGUCCGGACCCAAGGUUUUCUGUUCCCCAGGGUGGUUCCAUGAUUCGUCCCGGGUACCAGCCCAGCCAGGACCCUCCAUAUAUUGGAACGGGAGCCAAUCUGCCCCAAUCUGGAUUUGCCCAGCCAAAUGAUCCUUAUAACUCCCGGUUAGGCGCGUCGGCUGCAGCUCCCCAGCAGCCUGUCUAUGCGACUGCUCCACCGCAGCAGCCUACUUACCCAGCAUCCUCAUCACCGUACCAGCCGUUCCCGGGCCAGGCUCCCGCCGCUGCCGGGCAACCUUAUCCGGCCAUGCAGCCCCAUGAUCCCUUUUAUGGGCGAGGUGCGUUCGUUGGAGCACAUCGUCUCCCCCUUGGGGCUUGAAAUCUAAUUCUUUAGCUUCCCCAGCAGGCCAAGCUCCGCAACAACAAACUCAAGGCUACUCGAACCAGGGACAGCAGUAUGAAGCCGCCCCCCCUUCCCGUUCUUCCGCAACGCCGGCAACAGCCCCGACUCCCCCUGCAGGCUCAAGUAAUCGUCGUAGUGACAGGGACAGCGACAGGCACCACCGACCCCCCCGACGAUAAUCGACGCAGUCCCCAUCCCUGCUCCAUAUUGCCAUGGCUCCGAGGACCUCGCAUUCUUGCGGAGCUGGGCCACGCCGUGGCUGUGUCUUGUUUCUCCUUCCCACAAGAUGACCGGGCCGGUGACUGGCUUCCUUUUUGACCAUGGACAUCCGGCACUAUCUCUUUGUUUUUGACUCGUCCCGCGGAUUACCUAACGCCUUUGGAUCCUCGCUCAUGAAUCCCAUCUGGAAGGUCCAAGUUUUGCCUACCGGGAAGUAUGCCUGGAUAUUUUCGCUUGAUGAUUUGUCGCUCGUCUUCGCCAGCACCGCGACGGUCUCCGGAUAAACUGUCUGGGUCACCCUCUUGGGGCCCAUUUCGCGCAACUCUUGAGAUCAAAUGCCCUUGGAGUCACGGCGUCGUUUUGCAUUUUAUGAACAAGCCCCCAGUGGAUCGUUGUCGACUUUUUUCCACGGCCCUGGAUGAAUGAUGUUGCAUAUGUCCUUUCAUAUUUCGCCUUUGGCGGCGCAGGUGGGAAAAGGAGGGCAACGUGGCGCGCUUUACAUUGGAUGCCUUUGCUUGAGACUCGAACUUGCUGCCUGGACCGGUCUCUGGCGGAUCCCUCUCCCCGGAUGUGAUUGCAUUGUGUCUCUUCUAUUCCGAUGGCCACAGCAGUCCCUGGGUAUUGACCCUGUUGUUGCAAAGCAAACGACGAGGCCAGUGUCUAGGCAGCAAG
Messenger RNA from Purpureocillium takamizusanense, 2327 nucleotides. RefSeq lists its product as uncharacterized. The transcript is spliced from 4 exons. NCBI's taxonomy places the organism in Eukaryota, Fungi, Ascomycota, Sordariomycetes, Hypocreales, Ophiocordycipitaceae. Bases 441 to 1412 code for a protein of 323 amino acids. The record is from RefSeq and is a predicted model, not a curated record.